CAUUUGUCUGUUGAAACUGAGACAUUAACACUGCAGCGUGAAAUCACUAUGGCGACAUCACUCAUGAUGUCACUUCCUCUGAUCUUCGUGAUCAUGACUGCGGGGGGUGAUGGUCUGCAGGAUUGGGGAGUGCAUUACAGCCCUUCAUAUGUUUGUGCAUUAAAGGGUUCAACAGUGAAAAUGUCCUGUACUUUAAAAUAUCCCAGUGAAUAUAAGAUUGAAACAGUCUUCUGGACCAAACCUGCUGUACCUGAUGGAGAUCCACUGAACCUUUGUUUAGAUCCAGAAAAGAGCGAAAGAGUUCAGUGUGAUGAAGAAAAUAAAGACACUUACAGUAUCACUCUGACAAAUGUAACAGAAGCUGAUAAACACAUCUACUACUGCAGAUUCACUACAAACAGAGGAACAUGGACGGGGAUUCCUGGAGCUCAGCUGGAUGUCACCGAUCUGCAGGUGGAGACACAGCAGAGUGUGAAAGAGGGAGAUUCAGUCACUCUGAAAUGUAAAAGCAUCUGCUCUCUGCCUCAACAAACAACAUUCAUCUGGUUCAGAAACACACAGAGAUUAACUACAGGAACCGUGAAAGAGAAUCAGCUUCAGCUGCAGUCAGUCAGUCGUCAAGAUGAAGGAAACUAUCAGUGUGCUGUUUCAGGAUAUGAGCAUCUGAUCUCUCCACCUGUUUAUCUGAGAGUAGGGGGUGAUGGUCUGCAGGAUUGGGGAGUGAAUUACAGCCUUUCAUAUGUUUGUGCAUUAAAGGGAACAACAGUGAAAAUGUCUUGUACUUUAAAAUAUCCUAGUGAUUAUAAGAUUGAAACAGUCUUCUGGACCAAACCUGCUGUACCUGAUGGAGAUCUACCAAAGCUGUGUUUAGUUCCAGAAAACAGAGGAAGAGUUCAGUGUGAUGAAGAAAAUAAAGACACGUACAGUAUCACUCUGACAGAUGUAACAGAAGCUGAUAAACACAUCUACUACUGCAGAUUCAUUACAUACACUGAGAGUGGAAAAUGGACGGGGAUUCCUGGAGCUCAGCUGGACGUCACCGAUCUGCAGGUGGAGACACAGCAGAGUGUGAAAGAGAGAGAUUCAGUCACUCUGAAAUGUAAAAGCAUCUGCUCUCUGCCUCAACAAACAACAUUCAUCUGGUUCAGAAACACACAGAGAUUAACUACAGGAACCGUGAGAGAGAAUCAGCUUCAGCUGCAGUCAGUCAGUCGUCAAGAUGAAGGAAACUAUCAGUGUGCUGUUUCAGGAUAUGAGCAUCUGAUCUCUCCACCUGUUUAUCUUAAUAUUGAAUGGACUCAGAGAGCUGCUCUUCAAACAGUUACCUGGACUGUGGCAGGAUUGAUCUUCAUCAUCAUCAUCAUCAUCAUCGUCAUCAUCAUUGUGUUCAGGAGAAGGAAGAGGCAGAGAGAAUGUGGAACUGAAGACGUGAAUCAAAAGCAGACGGCUGACUCGAGUGAUGAUACAUACACAGCUCUGGAUCCAGCGUCCAGAACAUCAGCUGACAUUUACAGCACGAUCCGAUCUGGUGACUCCAGACCUCCUGAUGAUACCUACACGGCUCUCCAUCUUCAGUCCAGAUCGUCUGAUUAUGAGAAUCUAGCAGUAACUUCAGCAGAUCCACAUUAAACUCUCCUCACAGAAUUACUGCUCAGAUGGAAAUACAGAAGCUCCUCAGAUACUUAUAAAUACCAUACCAUAAUUAUACUUGCCCGACACUCGCAAAUAUGAUUUUACAUUUUAAGCUGUGUAUUUGUGGUUUUUAAAGUAACAUUGCAACAAUGUAGUUUAGUUUCUCUUGGCUGGAGGAUUGAAGACGAAUUACGUUAUUUUCAAGCAGCAUUUUCUUGUUAAACUCUGGACAAUCUGUAACUGAUUUUAUUUAAGUAUCUAGCUGCUCUUAUAUAUCAGUGGAUUUUAUUAUACUGUAUUGUUAUUGAAGUAACGUACUAAAGUUUGACAUCCAGCAUAAACAUUUCUCUCUUAUCGUCUGUGUUUUUUAUCAUUGUUGAAACUAUUGUAUAUAUAAGGAAAGAAGUGGUGAAUAUUAAUACUGAGAAUGUA
This is a messenger RNA of Carassius auratus (goldfish), 2064 nucleotides long. RefSeq names its product sialoadhesin-like. The transcript is spliced from 10 exons. The record is from RefSeq and is a predicted model, not a curated record. Lineage: Eukaryota; Metazoa; Chordata; Actinopteri; Cypriniformes; Cyprinidae. Bases 49 to 1629 code for a protein of 526 amino acids.